This is a messenger RNA of Boeremia exigua, 870 nucleotides long. Its product is annotated as GPR1/FUN34/yaaH family-domain-containing protein. The coding region runs from base 1 to 870 and encodes 289 amino acids. NCBI's taxonomy places the organism in Eukaryota, Fungi, Ascomycota, Dothideomycetes, Pleosporales, Didymellaceae. Gene Ontology annotation, cellular component: plasma membrane. The record is from RefSeq and is a predicted model, not a curated record. Gene Ontology annotation, molecular function: acetate transmembrane transporter activity. The transcript is spliced from 3 exons.
AUGGCCUCUCGCGAUCACCAUCAAGAUCAGCACACAUUGUCUUCCGUCAACACACACUUCGAGUCAGAAGAAAAGUUACGCUAUGAACUCGCCAGAACUGUAACACUCACGCCGGAGCUUUACGAGAGGCUUUUCAUCUCUCCAAAGACAAAUGUGUCCGGCGACUUCCGGACACGAUUUGGAAACCCUACACCCAUCGGUGUCCUGGGCUUCUCUGUUGGUGUCAUUCCCCUAGCCAUCUCAUUCAUGGGAUGGCAAGGCUCCGGUGGAUCCUCAGUCGCAACCACAACCGUCAACAUCUGGUUCGGCGGCGUCCUACUAUUUAUCGCUGGCUUCGGUGAAUUCCUCUUAGGCAACACAUUUCCCAUGAUGGUCUUCUUCGCUUACGGCGCCCACUUCCUCACCUAUGCCACCACCUUCAUCCCCUGGUACAACGCUGUCGGCUACUUCAACCCCGACGGCUCUGGUAUUGGCAGCCCUGGCCCUGGUAAUCAGACUGCCAUGUUCGCAGCAAGCUAUGGUAUGUCGCACCGACCCUUCUAUCCAAUGGUCAUGUGCAUCCUCUCCUUCAUCUUCCUGGUUGGCAGUCUGCGCACAAAUCUCGUCUUCGUCAUCAUCUUCAUCUUCGCGACCAUCGGGUUCGGACUCGGCGCUGGGGCUUUCUUUCAUCUCGCGCGAGGCAACAUUGCCACGGGGACGAAACUCGCGACGGGAUUGGGGGCGUGUUUCUUCGCUACGGGUGUGCUAGGGUUUUACUUCUUACUCGCGCUGGUCGUGGCGAUUAUGGAGCUGCCGAUUCCCGAUAUUCCGGUUGGUGAUAUGAGUACCGUUAUCAAGGCGAAGUCGAGGGCUGUUGCUAAGGAGGAUUAG